Molecule: messenger RNA, 2874 nt
Organism: Thyridium curvatum
Lineage: Eukaryota; Fungi; Ascomycota; Sordariomycetes; Thyridiales; Thyridiaceae
Exons: 1
Coding region: 1-2874 (957 amino acids)
Cellular component (GO): cytosol; membrane; intracellular membrane-bounded organelle
Molecular function (GO): zinc ion binding; calcium ion binding
Source: RefSeq, a predicted model, not a curated record
AUGGAUCUCUCCUCGUCGUCUGCCUCGACGCUGACCCGUCCGAGAAUCACUCUAGCCAUUCUCACAGCUGCGGCUGCAGCAUCCGUAGGCCUCUACAUCCUGCGCGAAGCUCGAGCCGCAUCAUCCCAUCCAGAAGGCUCCCAGGGCGGCCGGCUACAUCGGAGCAAUGCCGUUCGCCGGCCCCGGCGUAGGUCGCAGGCCCACGAGCGUCGCGAGUCCAACGCAUCCUCCUACACCUCUGUCGAAUCCCACGGCGACGAGAACAUCGACCUCGGUCUUGCGCAAGCGCACACAGAUGGCGAGACGGUGGUUGACGAACCCAUCGACGACAGUUGGUGGGACGAUCCCACCCAACUAGAAGCCCACCGGGCGGGCCAAAACAUCGUCAGCCUGCUGUUCCGAGUGUCGGAAGACAAUGCUCGCCGAAAUGCAUACGUACAUCGAGGUUGCGCCUGUAAUGCAUGCGGCAUAGUGCCCAUACGCGGCAUUCGAUAUCGAUGCGCGAACUGUGCAGACUUUGACCUUUGCGAGACGUGCGAAUCCCAAGGACUCCAUAUCAAGACACACAUAUUCUACAAGGUCAAGAUACCCGCCCCGCCCUUCGGCCCGCGACAGAUGCAGCCGGUGUGGUAUCCUGGAGAUCCGGAUACUUGCCUGAGGUCUCUUCCCAAGAGCCUGAUGAUCAAGCUGUCGCGGGACACGGGCUUUGAACGUCCGGAGUUGGAGGCCUUCUGGGAGCAAUGGACAUUCAUGGCAAACACGGAAUGGAGGGAAGACCCAGACGACCUGUACUUGGCCAUGGAUCGGAAGACGUUUGAGCGCUGUCUCGUCCCCUCUGGGGGGUACCGUCACACUGCCCCGAACUUGAUCCACGAGCGCAUGUUCUCCUUUUACGACACGAAUAACGACGACUUGAUUGGCUUCACCGAAUUUCUCCAUGGACUGUCCUACCGUAAGAGGAAAGACAAAUUGCGAAAGAUAUUUGAUGGGUAUGAUGUCGACCGGGACGGGCUUAUCACUCGCAGGGACUUCCUCCGCAUCUUCCGGGCAUACUAUGUGCUCUACAAGCAGAUGCACAAGGACAUUCUCGAGGGCCUCGACGAUCAGGUUAUGAGCAGCAGCGAGGCACAUCAAUUAGUGUCCAGCAGACAACCUCUCAGCAGUCUCUUCGGGAGGGAAGGCCGUGUACCUCAAGCAGAACACGGCCGCCACCUGGAGGGCAAAAUUUACCAUUCUAAUGGCGAUGUCGAGUUAAGCGAUGCUCACGUACGUGUGGUUGGCGAGGACAAGCCAGACACUUCGGACCGUGCAGACGUCUUGGCAAGACUAUUCAGUCGCAGUGGGCAUAGAAGCUCGCGGUUAUUUCCUGACCGCCCGUACGCGUCCGAGCGAUCCCCGUCUCCGGCGACGGAAGCUGAUUUGCGAUACUGGGAAACCUUGCUCGACCCUCCAACCAGCAUACAGGAGCUCCCUGCCGUACUGAUGGGCGACAACCCCGUUCUUGACGAGAUAUUCGCCAAUGGCGACGAAGAGCAUCAUCAUCUCGGUGACCAUGACGCCGCCGGGGUUCACGUCCGGCGUUCUGUCGAGGUGCAGGAUGCGCAUGAGCACGAUCCGGAAGCUGUCAAUGCGCACGUGGGAGCAGAGCACGAUGAGAAUGCGGACAACGUCAACGGCAUUGCUUCCAAUUCUCGGCAGAACGAUCAUCAGCCCACUGAGAGCGAGAUUCUGGCUCAGCAUCAGGCUAUCCUUGCCCACAGUCAAAGCCGCAGUGGACGUAUGAACUCGGGGACCCGCAAGCAGGCACGCCGGAGAAUAUACGAACGGUGGCAGCGCCGUCAAUUCUAUCUGGACGAGGAGGAAGGUGCCGUGGCCCCGCCAGGCUGGGAUGUCAAGCAGGAUAUCCUGAGAAAUGAGAGCACCGCUGCCGAAAGCUCAAAGGCUGCUCAGCAGCACGUCCUCUCGCCACGGUCACGUUCGUCUUCUAAGGUGCGGUUUGCUGAAGACCCCGAUGAGUAUGAGAUCCGGUCGAACCCUUCGACUUCGUCAAGAAGCGUUCCCGAGCGGUGGGGGGGCAUCGACAUUCCCGAAGCGGAGCGUGAUGCCGGCAAGGAAAUUCUUUAUCAAGUUACUCAGCAAGCCUUUAACGAGUUACUGGAUAUCCUCUUCAAGGCGAAGGAGGAUCUGGCCAUACAGGCUGCGGAGACGAGCGCGCAGCGAGACAAGUACCGGCACUUGUUCGAAAACCUCGAUCUCACAGAAGGAGUGGACGAUGCUGGACAGCCUGAGGACGAGACGCUUAAGGAGCUUCUUAACCGGAGCGGCUAUACGAUCCAGCGGCCAGCAUCGUGGACACCGGAGGAGGAGGACAUGCCAGAACUGGAGGUCAUAGAAGAUAUCAUGCGAGAGGAGGUGGACUCGGGCAGCGAGGGCACUCCGUCUCCCCCGGCCGAGGUGGCCGUCGAGGAUAGGGACCCGACGAUGCCGCAAUUCCGCCCUAACAGUGCGCCUAGUGCGCAGCCUGCGUUCUACGUCCAGGUGCCUAAUGGGACCGACUCCGAUUCUGCAGCGUCUGUGGCAACGAGCACGUCCACGAGCGGCCUCUCGAAUGUGGCAAUCCGGAAGAAGCAUAAGAGAAAGGCCAAGGACAAGAUGAAGAACAAGGAAGUCCCCCGGACGAGGGGCGAGGAGCCCAUCCCCCGCAGGACUCUGAUCGAGUGGAAGCUGCUCGACAUGGCCGAGAGGCAAGCGGCAGAACGCGGCGGCUGGGGCAAGCUGAGCUACGACGAGUUCGAGAAGAUUUACAGGACGGAGGAGAGCAUGUCCAACAGACUGGACUACCUGGGGAGCUGGAUCGACUUUUGCAUCCCGUAG